ACACCCAAGUACUUUCCCCAUUGAACUUGCGAAAGCAAUCUGUAGUGGUGGGGCUAAUGUGGUGUUUUAAUAUCAGUCGUUCAACCCAGGCCAAGGUUUCCAUGAUUUUCAUGACGAAAAAAAAGAGUGACGUCAAUGUCAUUUACAGUUUCAUGUUCGAUGGUUUCGUUCUUGGGUCUCCUGUUCUUCGUAUAAAUAGCGACCGUAGCCGAGACGUGAUCAUCAGUUGUUCCAGCAACAGUCGACUAUUCCAACAUGGCAAAGUUCGCUACUUCCCUCGUACUCGUUGCUCUUGCAGCAGUCGCCAUGGCCAAUGGUGGAUACUAUGGUGGUGAAUACAGUAAACACCCAUAUCCCAUGGAUGGAUACAAGAAGGAUGGAUACUCUGGUGGUGAAUACAGUAAACACCCAUAUCCCAUGGAUGGAUACAAGAAGGAUGGAUACUCUGGUGGUCAAUACAGUAAACACCCAUAUCCGAUGGAUGGAUACAAGAAGGAUGAACGCUACACAAAGCCUACUUACGGUGGCGAUUACGUUCCUUCACCUUACGGUAAAGGUGGUAGCUACUCGCCAAUUUCUUACGGUAGCAAAGCCCCCUAUUACCCUCGCGCAAACAAAUACGGAAGCUACUAAAUCUUUCAAUUACUCCGACAUCAACGACAACUUCUGAAAAUCUGAAAUUGCAUUCGUUCUUCUAACAAUUAAUUUAAAAAUAUUGGAAAAUCUAUCGAUGGCAGUGUUUUCAAAUCCCUAUUUUUAGACACUGAAAACAUGAAUAAAAUGGCAUUUUAAAAUCA
This is a messenger RNA of Daphnia magna, 797 nucleotides long. RefSeq names its product cysteine-rich and transmembrane domain-containing protein WIH2. The record is from RefSeq and is a predicted model, not a curated record. The transcript has 2 exons. Bases 256 to 633 code for a protein of 125 amino acids. NCBI's taxonomy places the organism in Eukaryota, Metazoa, Arthropoda, Branchiopoda, Diplostraca, Daphniidae.